UUCCCAUUCCCUUAUUCAUCCUUCUCCAUCUUUUUCCUUGAUUUUUAUUCCUUCCCUCUUUAAACUUCCUCCCCCUUCACCCCCCAAAUUUUCGCUUUCAAUUUCAUUUCAACGGAUUUGAACUAUACAUCACUUUCUCUCUUUUCUUUUCUCUCUCCACCGUAUCAACGUAAGAUACAUCCUUACCGUCAAUCGUUGCCUUUCCUUUUUUAUACUUUCCUUUCCCUUCUUUCUUUUUACUGAUUACCUUUGUUAUUGUGUAUUUGGAUUUUUUUUUUGUUACCUUCAAAAAUCCAAUCCACUGAUUCUUCCCUCGAACCACCGAUUCUAUUGUGUCAUCGAUCCCUUAUUCAUCCCCUAUGAUGCCUGCUGACGAACCUGUAGAAACGAGAAGAAAGCGCGCCAAGAUCGUUAGUGCUUGCAGCGAGUGUCGACGUAAAAAGACGAAAUGUAACGGCGAGCAACCUUGUCGUAACUGCCAGAAAUCGUCCGUCCCAUGUGUGUAUCCUUCCACAAGCCAUGCCGAUGAUCGUCGCAACGCUCCGAGCAAAGCCGCCCUGGAGGCGAUUGAGGAGCGACUCAAGACGAUUGAAGAUAUGUUAAAGACCAUCUUGCAGGCGCAUUUACCUCUCGGUGAUCUCGAUCCUAUGGCUGUCAACAACUUUCUGAAUAAAGAUCGACCGGGUUCACCUACCGUGUCUUCAUCCAUCCCUUCCCCGCCACAACCGACGGCUUUGAUCAGGCCUUCCACGCCUCAUGACUUGAAACUUCCUUCAAUUCACGAUCUCUCGGGCCCUUCGGCCUAUCAUCAUCAGCAGCACCACCCUCACCCAUCUCACCAUCAGCUGCCUGCCAAACAUGAACAUCAUGAUUUACCUCCGCUCGCCCUUCAUGAUUAUUCACUGUAUCCUUCUUCGUAUAAGAACCCGCCCUCCAACUCUUGUAAAUCGUCAUCCGACAAUGAAGAAUAUACGCUGCAACCCAUCAAAAAGCGUAAAAGAUAAAACAAAACAAAACAAAACCAAAGUCUCGGUCUCGGUUGUCCCGGAAAGCCGCCCCUCUCCCCCACCCCCCUUUUUUUUUUCUUCACCCAUUCUCCAAGUUUUGUGUUUUUUUACUUUUUUGUUCUAUACAUUUUUGUCGAUAUAAACAAUAGCUCGCUGAUAUUUUUCACAGCGCGGUGUUCCUGUUUCUGUAAUAACAUUCGUUCCUUUUUAUUUUCCCCUUCUGUUUUUCUUUCAACGUGGCUCCUUUUUCUUAAAAAAUGUUUAGUUCCGUGUGCACUUGCGUUAUUUUUUUUUUAUUUUUCUUUGAUUUCCAA
Radiomyces spectabilis is the source of this 1321-nucleotide messenger RNA. RefSeq lists its product as uncharacterized. Lineage: Eukaryota; Fungi; Mucoromycota; Mucoromycetes; Mucorales; Radiomycetaceae. Gene Ontology annotation, biological process: regulation of DNA-templated transcription. Bases 360 to 1004 code for a protein of 214 amino acids. Gene Ontology annotation, molecular function: DNA-binding transcription factor activity, RNA polymerase II-specific; zinc ion binding. The transcript has a single exon. The record is from RefSeq and is a predicted model, not a curated record.